UCUAAAGGUGACCAAUCUAUUUACAAGCAUUCAUUGGUUAAUAUUGCGUAACUCACUCUAUGGUAUAGAACUAGCUUAAGCCUAGGUUAGGCUCACUGCACAACUCAUUGCUUUUAGUACAAUUAGACAAUUGUACGCUUAACAAUCUUGGAAAUUCCAACUUAGACUACAUUUAUUUCUUAAUAUUUAAUCUCAUAAUGGAAUCAACUGACCAAGAGAACUCUGGAAAUGAUGGUAAAACCUGUUUGUUUUUCAAGCGGAAACGAAACGUAAGAUCAAGAAACAUAAGAAGUAAAGACUCUAGCAGUAGUGAGGAUGAAACUACAGUCGUUAAAAAAGAUAAGAAAGAAGACAAAUCAAAUCCUUUAAUUCAAAAGUCCAAUUUCAAGAAAGUGAUAAAACCUGAUUCAGCAGCAAACGAGUCCUCAAGUGAUGAUGACAAAGUCACUGUUUCUUACCGGUCUAAACGCACAGCUGCUCCUGAGGGGCCCUCCGAUCAAGGUGCAACAGCAGUGUUGGAGAUUGAAACUGAAACUGACAGGGACGCUCAGGCAAUAUUUGAACGGUCACUGAAAAUCAACAAAGAACUUAAAGGAAAAGAAGAUGAUAGCAUAUAUAGAGGUAUGGCAAACUAUACUCAAUUUUACGAAAAGAGAGACACCGCCCAAGGCAAUGCUUCAAGUGGCAUGGUUAGAAAAGGACCGAUUCGAGCUCCAGCACAUUUGAGGAGUACAGUUCGGUGGGACUACCAACCCGAUAUUUGUAAAGACUAUAAAGAAACCGGGUAUUGUGGUUUUGGUGAUAGCUGUAAAUUUCUACACGAUCGUUCUGAUUACAAGUUUGGAUGGCAAAUAGAGACAGAUGCGGCAUCAGGGGUUGUAGAUGAUGAAGAUGACACAAAAUAUGAAAUUGAUGAUGAUGAGAACAACUUGCCUUUUAAGUGCUUUAUUUGCAGGGACUCGUUUACAGAUCCUAUUGUUACUAAAUGCAAGCAUUAUUUUUGUGAAAAGUGUGCUCUCACUCAAUAUAAGAAGUCAGCACGUUGCUACAUUUGUAAUCAGCAAACUCAUGGAGUUUUCAAUCCAGCAAAAGAAAUUAUAAGCAAGCUAAAAAAUACUGCACCGAAAAACGAAGAGUCUUCUGAUUCAGAUUAGAAGUCAUCUUAGAACUUGAAUGAUUUAAAACUUGUACACACUGAAGGUUUUAUUGUAAAAAUCUCUUGCAAAUGUGACAGUUUUUUUAGCCCAGCCUACUUUUGAUUAGAGUAUAAAACAAUGCUAUUUAUCAAACCCUUGGUCAAAACAUAAGCUCACCCUUAAAAACUUAAUUCCUCAGCAUGUUGGCGCAAUCAAUUUGGUCUUGUAGUCUUGUAAUUUACAUUUUAAUCUCAUCUUUUUAUUGCCAAUCUGGAAAGCUAAAUAACAUCACAGCCUACCUAAUAAACCCUAUUAGGCUACCAUUGACUAUUAGUCAAAGCUAUGAUUUAGCUAAGCAGGAGCCCACAUAAAUUGAAACUCUUUACCCUACUCUUAAAUAUUAUCUAAGUUACUACUGUCCGUGUCAAGCUCCAUAGUUUAUGUUGUAAUCUCCAACAUUCUAAUAUAUAAAAGUCAUUGACCGUAUUACCAUGAUUGAAGUUAUAUUGAUUUUUAAUAACUCUUUUCUGCCCAUUAAUAUUUUUUAUUCGAUUGGCUUCUACGCUUUUUAAAAAUAACCUUGUUUUCAACCAUUUCAUUGCUUUGAGAUCUUAAUUUUUAAAGACAAAAUCAUUUUAAAUACCGGUAUUUUUAAUGGCACGUUUUGGUAACAUUUAUCGAUUUUCGAUCAAAUUAGAGUAUUACUCUUUAAAAAGUAUUGUACACAGUAGAACCUCUUUAAUCCGAACCCCCGUAAUCCGAACGUCCACUAAUCCGAACGCCUCAUGUACUCCAUACACAGUACAGUAGUUCUAUACGUACGCACAGUAAUUGUUUCUAUUCUAAUGUACAGUAGGUACUGUUUAUUCACUAUGUUUACUACGGUAUUAAAUGAACACUGCAUUUUACUUUAUAAAGCACUUUUUUUCACUUUUCCUGUAACAACGAAGAGCCAAUUUAGCCAUGUUGUAUCUAUUGUCAUGUAAAAACAACAUGUUCUGUAACCCGAACUAUUCAAUAAUCCGUACUACCCCCGGUCCCAAUUAGUUCGGAUUAAAGAGGUUCUGCUGUAGUAUUUAGGCCCUACUGUAGAGCCCCUGUGUUAUUUAAGUCAUUAAGGACAUGUUGGAGUUUCACACUUAAAUGGUUAAGUGUCAUAUAACCAUAGCCACCUCUAAUACAAGGCUGCAAAGAGACGUUAGUUGGCAACGACACAAUCCCAGUCUACUGAAACAGCAGUCUCAUCAAUUCUUAAUGGAGCUUAUGUGCAAUAUUUAUGAUGUUAUUAAUGUUAUUACAAUGGCAAUAGGCCGGCUGGCGAGACGUUGCCACACAACGCCGUGGCCUUGUGUAAGGAGAGGUUAUAGUAAAAAAAGUAGUAGUAUCUUCAUUAUGGGUAGGGUAGGCCCUACCGUAACUUAUGGAAAUUUAAAUUUGUUUAUUUAUAUUUUAGUAUAAUUUAUUGUUUUAUACCAUCUUUUACAGUGUUCCAUUGUGCCUAAACCAAAUUAAGGCUACCGACUAUUUAAACAAUUUUCCAAAGAUUAAAGUAUCUUGAUUCCAACAAUGACCUCCAAAAAUUCUAUGAUUUUGUAAAUGUUAUAUUUUUGUAAAUAUAGCUUGCUGAGACUAGU
Molecule: messenger RNA, 2770 nt
Organism: Macrosteles quadrilineatus (aster leafhopper)
Lineage: Eukaryota; Metazoa; Arthropoda; Insecta; Hemiptera; Cicadellidae
Product: E3 ubiquitin-protein ligase RNF113A-like
Exons: 1
Coding region: 198-1154 (318 amino acids)
Biological process (GO): snoRNA splicing
Cellular component (GO): U2-type spliceosomal complex
Molecular function (GO): metal ion binding
Source: RefSeq, a predicted model, not a curated record